AGGGAGGAGGGAUGGGAGUCAGGCUCCUGGGUCUCUGGCCUGGGGAGGGUUCUGGGGACCGGACGUUGGGGUUCUUAGAAGGGGAGAUGAGGACCUUUCGCUGUAACUGGGGCUCACGCAGGAAGCCCGUGGGAGUAGGAGGCGGAAACCUAGCCACAUCAAGGGGCCGAGGCAGGGGCGGGGAGGUGGAGGGGCGGACGAGGAAGGGCCUGGGGUGUGGGGGUCUGAGACUUGCUCUUCUGUCCCUUCCAAGAUCCAGCCACAGGCAUGAGGGGCCCCCGGCCGAGAUGAUAGUGCUGGCGCCAGCCUGGAGCCCAACUAGCUCCCUGCUGCUGCUGCUGCUGCUCAGCCCCGGCCUCCGCGGGACCCCCGACUGUUCCUUCAGCCACAGCCCCAUCUCCUCCACCUUCACUGCCACCAUCCGCAAGCUGUCCGACUACCUGCUUCAAGAUUACCCAGUCACGGUCGCCUCCAACCUGCAAGACGACGAGCUCUGUGGGGCGUUCUGGCGCCUAGUCCUGGCCCAGCGCUGGAUGGGACGGCUCAAGACCGUGGCUGGGUCCAAGAUGCAAAACCUUCUGGAGGAUGUCAACACCGAGAUACUCUUUGUCACCUUAUGUGCCUUCCAGCCCCUCCCCAGCUGUCUUCGCUUCGUCCAGACCAACAUCUCCCACCUCCUGCAGGACACCUCACAGCAGCUGCUGGCCCUGAAACCCUGGAUCACCCGCCGGAAUUUCUCCCGGUGCCUGGAGCUGCAGUGUCAGCCGGACUCCUCCACCCUGCUGCCCCCGAGGAGUCCCGGGGCCUUGGGGGCCACAGCCCUGCCGGCCCGUCAGGCCCCUCUGCUGCUCCUUUUGCUGCUCCUGCUGCCCGUGGCCCUCCUGCUGCUGGCCGCUGCCUGGCGCCUGCACUGGGGAAGGAGGAGGCGGAGGACGCCCCGCCGCGGGGAGCGGAGGAGGACACAGAGGCCCAGAGAGAGCAGUCACCUGCCAGAGGACACAGAGCCGGAGCUCGGCGGAAGUCAGCUAGAGACUGGUCCCUUCCCCAGCCGUGCUGCCCCUCUCUCUCGCUCUCCAGGAUGGAGGCAACACCAGCAUCCAGUCCCGGCCCCAGCCCCACCUGCCCCUCUCUGUACAAAGCCCUCAUCCCCGGGAAAUUGUAUAUAAAUCAACUUUUUCUACCAA
Molecule: messenger RNA, 1184 nt
Organism: Ceratotherium simum simum (southern white rhinoceros)
Lineage: Eukaryota; Metazoa; Chordata; Mammalia; Perissodactyla; Rhinocerotidae
Source: RefSeq, a predicted model, not a curated record